Molecule: messenger RNA, 3084 nt
Organism: Rhizopus microsporus ATCC 52813
Lineage: Eukaryota; Fungi; Mucoromycota; Mucoromycetes; Mucorales; Rhizopodaceae
Product: calcium ATPase
Exons: 3
Coding region: 37-3018 (993 amino acids)
Biological process (GO): intracellular calcium ion homeostasis; calcium ion transmembrane transport
Cellular component (GO): membrane
Molecular function (GO): ATP hydrolysis activity; P-type calcium transporter activity; ATP binding
Source: RefSeq, a predicted model, not a curated record
UUCUUUUUUCUUUUAUUAAAAAAAACACAUUAAGGAAUGGACAAUUCUUUUGUCAAAACACCCGAAGAGGUGUGUUCCUUUUUCAAUGUGGAUAAAAGUCACGGCCUGACGAAAAGUCAAGUAGAGCAACUACGAGCAAAAUAUGGAAAGAACGAAUUGCCUGAAGAAGAGCCUACGCCACUUUAUAAGCUCAUUAUCGAACAGUUUAAGGAUCAACUCGUACUGAUUUUAUUAGGAGCAGCCAUUAUCUCUUUUGUAUUAGCCCUUUUUGAAAGUGAAGAAAGCACCUCAACAGCAUUUGUAGAACCUAUUGUCAUUCUUAUCAUCUUAAUUGCCAACGCGACAGUUGGUGUCUUACAAGAAACUAGUGCCGAAAAGGCCAUUGACGCUUUACGUGAAUACUCACCCGAUGAAGCUAAGGUGCUUCGUGACGGCACGAUUCGUAAAGUACGAUCUGAAGAACUUGUGCCUGGUGACAUUAUUGACUUGAGUGUGGGAGAUAAAGUACCUGCCGAUGCUCGCAUCUUAUCUAUCACAACUAGCGUCUUUCGUGUGGACCAAGCCUUGUUGACAGGUGAAUCUGUCAGUGUUGAAAAACAAGUCGACCCUAUUCAUGAUGAACAUGCUGUCAAUCAAGAUCAGUGUAACAUCGUUUUCUCUGGUACCACUUGUGUUUUAGGAAAAGCUAGAGCUAUAGUCGUCAAAACCGGUGUUGCCACAGCCAUUGGUGACAUUCAUACAUCUAUCUCUGCUCAAAUCUCUGAAAAGACGCCCUUGAAACGCAAACUGGAUGAUUUUGGUGAUAUGUUGGCCAAGGUGAUCUCUGUUAUUUGUGUACUUGUCUGGCUUGUCAAUAUCCGUCACUUUAAUGAUUCCUCACACAAGGGCUGGUUAGAUGGUGCUGUCUAUUACUUCAAGAUUGCUGUUGCUUUGGCAGUCGCUGCUAUUCCCGAAGGAUUAGCUGCUGUCAUUACGGCUUGUUUGGCUCUCGGUACAAAAAAGAUGGCCAAAUGUGGUGCCAUUGUUCGUAGCUUGCCUAGUGUAGAAACCUUGGGGUGCACAAGCGUUAUUUGUUCAGAUAAGACAGGUACCUUGACUACAAACCAAAUGAGUGUCUCAAGAGUAGCCUUUGUUGGUGACUCUAAUGGCCAAUUGAACGAACUGGAAGUUGAAGGCACAAGCUUUGAACCUAUUCCCAACGCUGUUAAGCCUGCUGUUCAAAUGAGCCAAGGCUCUAUUAUUCAUGAUAUCGCCCUUGUCUGUUCUCUUUGUAACGAUUCACGUAUAGCUUAUGAUGAAUCAUCUGAUAGUUAUGCAGCCGUUGGUGAGCCUACUGAAGCUGCUCUUCAAGUCCUUGUUGAAAAACUUGGCACGACUGAUCCAUCAUACAACAGCCAAUUGACCACUCUUUCUAAAUCAAAGCGAUCAACAGCCUGUAAUGACUACUUUGCUCAAAAGAUUCAACGUAAAGCUACACUGGAAUUCACUCGUGACCGUAAGUCGAUGUCUGUACUUACAGAUGCCAAUGCUUUGCUUGUCAAGGGUGCUCCCGAAUCCAUCCUUGAUCGUUGUGCCUGGGUUCGCGUGUCAGAAACAUCCCAACCUGUCCCUAUUACGGCCGCUAUUCGUGAAUCUAUCAACAAGAAGAUUAAAGAGUAUGGUCAAACAAUGGCUCUUCGCUGUAUGGCCCUUGCUAAGCUCGAAAACGUCAACCCCAAUAACCUCAACCUGAAAGAUCAGACCACAUUUGCAAGCUAUGAACAAAACAUGGUUUUCCUAGGCCUCGUCGCCAUGAUGGAUCCUCCUCGUCCAGAAGUUGCUGACUCUAUUGAAAAGUGUAAGACAGCCGGUAUUCGCGUCAUUGUGAUCACGGGUGACCACAAGAACACCGCCGAGGCAAUCUGUCGACAGAUCGGUGUCUUUGAACCUGAUGAAGAUUUAACAGGCAAAAGCUACACGGGCCGUGAGUUUGAUAUGCUUACACCUGCUCAAAAGCUAGAGGCUAUAAAGGUUGCCAGUCUGUUCACACGUACUGAGCCUGCACAUAAGCAAGAACUGGUUGAUUUGUUAAAGACCAACGGUGAAAUUGUGGCCAUGACAGGCGAUGGUGUCAAUGAUGCACCUGCCUUAAAGAAGGCUGAUAUUGGUGUUGCCAUGGGUUCUGGAACUGAUGUAGCCAAAUUGGCAGCAGAUAUGGUUUUGGCCGAUGACAACUUUGCUACGAUUGAAAAGGCUGUGGAAGAAGGCAGAAGCAUUUACAAUAACACCAAGCAGUUCAUUCGUUACUUGAUUUCUUCUAAUAUUGGUGAAGUUGUAUCCAUCUUCUUAACCGUUCUUUUGGGAUUGCCAGAGGCUCUCAUUCCUGUUCAGUUGCUCUGGGUCAAUUUGGUUACUGAUGGUCUUCCCGCUACUGCCCUUGGAUUUAACCCUCCUGAUCACGACAUUAUGAGACGCCCUCCUCGUAGUUCCAAGGAACCUCUGGUCGGCGGCUGGCUAUUUUUCAGAUACAUGGCUGUUGGUACCUAUGUUGGUGUUGCCACCGUCUUUGGUUAUGUUUGGUGGUUUAUCUAUUAUUCAGGUGGACCUCAAAUUUCUUACUACCAACUCUCUCACUUCCACAAGUGCUCAAGCUUAUUCCCAGAGAUCGGAUGUGACAUGUUUACUAAUGAAUACUCAAUGAAGGCAACCACCAUGAGUUUAUCUGUAUUGGUGGUGAUUGAAAUGUUUAAUGCUAUGAACAGUUUGAGUGAAAAUGAAUCCUUGCUUACACUUCCCUUAUGGAGCAACCCUUACUUGGUGUUAUCGAUCAUAUUGUCUAUGGUAUUACAUUUCAUGAUCUUGUAUGUUCCUUUCUUUACAAAGCUGUUUGUCAUUGUACCAUUAAACUUGGAUGAAUGGAUCGCCGUCUUGUGGAUAUCAGCACCUGUCUUGCUGAUAGAUGAAGUGUUAAAGUUCAUCACUCGCACCUGGAUUGCCCCACCCACAGUUAUUUCUCAAAAGAAGAAGAAAACUCAAUAAACUAAUAGAUUAUCUAAACUUAAUAAUAAUUGAUAUUCCACAUGACAACGUUAUUAAUAUCUACAA